AUGGCUGCUCGUCCCGUUGUUUCCGUCUUUGGCCUUAACGGCUCCAAGCUCGAGGCUACCGUGCCCCUGCCCGCUGUCUUCACCGCCCCCAUCCGCCCGGAUCUGGUCCAGUUUGUUCACAAGAACAUGGCCAAGAACCGUCGCCAGGCCUAUGCCCCCAAGCAGCAGGCUGGUGAGGAGACCUCCGCCGAGUCGUGGGGUACCGGUCGCGCUGUUGCCCGUAUCCCCCGUGUCAGCGGUUCGGGUACCCACCGUGCUGGUCAGGCCGCCUUCGGUAACAUGACCCGUGGUGGUCGCAUGUUUGCCCCUAACAAGGUCUGGCGCAAGUGGCACAUUCGCACCAACUCGAACCAGAAGCGUUACGCUACUGCUUCGGCUGUUGCCGCCACUGGUGUUUCGUCCCUGGUUUCGGGCCGUGGUCACCGCAUCAGCAACAUUGAGGAGGUUCCCCUUGUUAUUGCCGCUGAGGCCGAGUCCCUCACUAAGACCAAGGAGGCCGUUGAGCUCCUCAAGGCCCUCAAGGCCUACGCUGAUGUUGCCAAGGUCAGCAACACCCGCUCGAUCCGUGCGGGUCGCGGUAAGAUGAGAAACCGUCGCCACCGUCAGCGUCGUGGUCCCUUGGUUGUCUUUGCCCAGGACAAGGGUAUCAGCCGCGCCUUCCGCAACCUGCCUGGUGUUGAGCUGGUUGACGUCACUCGCCUGAACCUGCUCCAGCUUGCUCCCGGUGGUCACCUCGGCCGCUUUGUCAUCUGGACUCAGCCCGCCUUUGAGGCCCUUAACAAGGUCUUCGGCACCCAGACCGAGGUCUCCCAGCAGAAGAAGGGCUACACCCUCCCCGCUCCCCUCAUCAACAACCCCGAUGUGUCCCGCAUCAUUGCCUCGAGCGAGGUUCAGGCUGUUGUCCGCCCCGCCGGCCCCCGUGUCACCAAGCGCCCCUUCACCCAGAAGAAGAACCCCCUGCGCAACACCCAGGUUCUCGUCCGCCUCAACCCCUACGCUCAGGUUCUCCGUCGCGCCGAGCUUUUGGGCAAGAACAAGAAGGCUGCCAAGACCGCCAAGGUCAACCACAAGAAAUCCGCCUCGAAGAAGUUCCUGGACAUCCUCAAGGCCGAUUAA
Molecule: messenger RNA, 1116 nt
Organism: Kickxella alabastrina
Lineage: Eukaryota; Fungi; Kickxellomycota; Kickxellomycetes; Kickxellales; Kickxellaceae
Product: putative 60S ribosomal protein L4
Exons: 2
Coding region: 1-1116 (371 amino acids)
Biological process (GO): translation
Cellular component (GO): cytosolic large ribosomal subunit; ribosome
Molecular function (GO): RNA binding; structural constituent of ribosome
Source: RefSeq, a predicted model, not a curated record